This is a messenger RNA of Gadus chalcogrammus (walleye pollock), 1484 nucleotides long. RefSeq lists its product as uncharacterized. The transcript has 2 exons. The record is from RefSeq and is a predicted model, not a curated record. Bases 201 to 1484 code for a protein of 427 amino acids. Lineage: Eukaryota; Metazoa; Chordata; Actinopteri; Gadiformes; Gadidae.
CACUGCACAUGUAGCUCGACUCGACACGACACGACUCGACACGACUCGACACGGUAGCAGCGCGGGUGCGUUUCCACCGCAAAUAGUACCUCCGGGACGUGGGCGGGGUCGGCUGCGCGAAAGGGCCGUGACGUAUUUUUGUACGCGACGCAAACAAGACCUACCCAACCCACGCGUGGACAGAACCCCCAUAACAAACAAUGGAGGACAUCGAAGCAAUGGUAUUCGUGCUGCUCGGUCUGGUGCUUUUUAUAAGACACAAAGGAGAAGAGAGUCAGAGAAGGCUGCACGCGGCGAGACAAAAUACACUCGAAAAGUCCCGGAGAGUGUUGGAGUAUAUUCAACAGUGUGAAGCCGAAGAUGAGAGGAAUCAAGCCUCCAAGAAAAGACGCAUCCAGAUGCUACUCUCGUCACAACAUUUCCGCCGCAAACCAUCGGUCUGGGCGCACAACCGAUCCUCGGAAUGGUGGGAUGUGAUUGUUCCCGGCUUCACCAACGAGCAGUGGGUGGAGAACUUCAGGAUGUCUGAAGAAACGUUUGGCUUCUUGACCAACAAACUGCGUCCAGUUUUGGAGCGGCAAGACACCAAUUUCCGCGGAUGUGUGCCCCUGAAGAAGAGAGUGGCCAUUGCACUGUGGAAGCUCGCUACUGGCUCCGAGUAUAGGAGUAUUGGACAUCUCUUUGGAGUCAGCAUCACAACUGUGUGCCGGUGUGUGCAGGAUUUUUGUGCUGCAGCAGAGACAUUGUUGGUGCCAGAACAAAUCCGUUAUCCAGACGAGGUGAAGUUCCACGAAAUGGCUACCUACAUUGAGAACAGGUGGGGGCUCCCACACUGUGUUGGUGCGAUCGAUGGAUCACACAUACCAAUCCUUGCACCACAGGACUAUCAUUGUGACUUCUUCAACCGUAAAGGCUGGCACUCCAUCCUCCUUCAAGGUGUUGUCGAUGGAAAGGGGCUGUUUUGGAACGUGUUUGCUGGACUGGCAGGGAGCAUGCAUGAUGCCAGGGUUCUGAGAGUGUCCAAACUGUGGGAGUUAGCCAGCCGAGGGAACCACUUCCCAGCUCGCACCAGGAACAUUGGAGGGGUGACUGCUGGCUAUUACAUCCUAGGAGACUCAGCAUAUCCUUUGCAGAACUGGCUCUUGAAACCCUUCCAAGACACAGGACGACUAACAGCAGAACAGCAGAUGUUCAACAGAAAAUUCAGUAGAGUAAGGGUGGUUGUUGAAAACGCUUUUGGCCGGCUUAAAGGAAGGUGGCGGUGCCUCCUGAAAAGGAACGACUCUGAUCUCCAACUGGUUAAGUCUAUGGUUAUGACUUGCUGUGCUCUGCACAACCUUUGUGAAAAUCAUGGAGAGACUUAUGAGACCGAGUUGACCGAGUUGGAUGUACAACCAGCAGAGCCUGGGGUGGCAGUGGCACAGGAUGUUGAGGGCAUCAAUGUACGGGAGGGUCUAAAGCAGUUCUUGUUGGCGAAUAAUUAA